Molecule: messenger RNA, 735 nt
Organism: Cyclopterus lumpus (lumpfish)
Lineage: Eukaryota; Metazoa; Chordata; Actinopteri; Perciformes; Cyclopteridae
Gene: myoz1b
Product: myozenin 1b
Exons: 5
Coding region: 1-735 (244 amino acids)
Cellular component (GO): Z disc; actin cytoskeleton
Molecular function (GO): telethonin binding; FATZ binding; actin binding
Source: RefSeq, a predicted model, not a curated record
AUGCCUCUCGCCGCUCCUGCACCUUCUAACAAGAGGAAGAAGGCCAUCAAGAUCAUCACUGACCUGUCUAGCGUCAGCCAGAACGAUGAUACGUCUGACCCCGAGGCCUCCGAGCUCGACCUGGGCACCAAGAUCAAAACGCCAAAGGACACCAUGCUGGAGGAGCUCUCCCUGAACACGAACAAGGGCUCCAAGAUGUUCAAAAUGAGGCAGCAGAGAGUGGAGAAGUUCAUUGUGACCGCCCAGAACAAGCAGAACCUCGAGAACCUGCUCAUGUUCCCUCCCCCUGUUGCACCAAAGCCCGAGAAGGCAAAGGAAGAAGUGGUGGAGGACACGAUGGCGGAGAACGAGAAGAGGAGGAAGGAGUAUGCACCCACCUACAUUUCUCCAUGGGAACGGGCCAUGAAGGGCAACGAGGAGCUGACAGCCACCAUGAAGGCCACCAUGCCGGGACCCAUCCAGAUGCACAGUGAGCUGCCUCUGUACAAGAGCUUCAACAGGACGGCGCUGCCAUUCGGCGGCUACGACAAGGUGCCCAAGAAGUUGACCUUCGAGUUCCAAGAGCUCAACGGUGACUCCGAGGAGCCGGAGUCCAUGCCCAGCAUGCAGGCCAACAUCGGCUCACGGCCCUCAUUCAACCGCACGCCCAUCGGCUGGGUCUGCAGUGAGGACAACCCGAACAUCCACAUGGACCUGGACAGCAUCCCCUUCGACGGGGAGACGGACGACCUGUGA